CUUUUGUGGGUGAAAAGGAAAAGGGUCAAUAGCCUCUAUUGUCAGAGGGAUUUUGCAGCGUCAAGUAAAAAUCCAGAGUAGCUUCACAGACGGCAACGGUGGAACCGGAUAUGUAACCAGUAUCCGUUCCUAGUUACCAUAACCACUAAAAUGGCGCUGAAUACUGUGGUGAAGGUUCACCCUGUUGUUCUUUUCCAAAUUGUUGAUGCAUAUGAAAGAAGAAAUGCAGAUGCCCAUAGAGUUAUAGGCACUCUGUUAGGCACAGCAGACAAAGGCACUGUCGAAGUUACGAACUGUUUUUGUGUGCCACAUAAGGAAUAUGAAGAUCAGGUGGAGGCGGAACUUAAUUAUGCCAUGGACCUUUUUGACCUGAAUCGCCGUGUAAAUCCUCAAGAAAACGUUGUUGGUUGGUGGGCGACAGGAAAUGAAGUAACAAGCCAUUCGUCUGUUAUACAUGAAUACUAUGCACGUGAAUGCAACAAUCCCGUUCAUUUGACCCUGGAUACAACAUUACAGGAUGUCAGAAUGGCAAUCAAAGCGUACUUAAAUGUUCCCAUUGGUGUCCCAAGGCGCAAAUGUGGCUGCAUGUUUACACCUGUUGCAGUUGAAAUACUUUGUUAUGAACCUGAAGUUGUUGGAGUUCAGUUGUGCCAGAAGACGGUCAUGUCUGCAGUCUUAGCUGCCGGAGGUCGGAAGUCUGCACUGAAACAAGCGCCUCUGGUGGAACCCAUGCCAGAUCUGGCCCAAGUGGCAGAUGCUGCUGCCAAGCUGACUGAACUGCUUGAUAAGGUUCUCGCCUAUGUGGAAGAUGUGUUGCGUGGGGCUCAGCCUGGCAGUCGUCCACCGGAUAACGCCAUUGGCCGUGCACUUCUGGAUAUGGUCAACUCCGUUCCUCGGAUGACACCUGAAGAGUUUGAGGAAAUGUUCCAUUCCAAUAUCAAGGAUUUGUUAAUGGUGAUAACAUUAGCACAGUUAACGAAGACGCAGCUGCAGCUGAAUGAGAAGCUGACUCUCAUAACGACACUAUGAUGAUAACCAUCCUGGCUGGAGUAAUAUAUUUCCUAGCCAGCAGACUAGUUCCUGUUUCUCGCGAAGAGCAGGGCCUCGAUUGUAACGAACAUGAAUCAUCAGUUGCCACGUAAACAUAAUCAGUGUAAAUAAUCUGCCUUCCAAUCUUCAAAUGAGCUCAUGUGUUGAGUUCACAAAAAUAGUGUCUUCAGUGGAAGAAAUCAUAUGUUUUUGUAUAUUUUGUGAUUUUAUGUAAUAAACUGGAUCUUUGGAAAAGCAAAGUUUUUUGUGGAAGAAUUAACUUACUAAUAAAUUAAUUGGCAUACUGUUGUAAA
Schistocerca piceifrons (Central American locust) is the source of this 1343-nucleotide messenger RNA. RefSeq names its product eukaryotic translation initiation factor 3 subunit F (gene eIF3f1). Gene Ontology annotation, cellular component: eukaryotic translation initiation factor 3 complex, eIF3m. The transcript is spliced from 7 exons. Lineage: Eukaryota; Metazoa; Arthropoda; Insecta; Orthoptera; Acrididae. Gene Ontology annotation, molecular function: translation initiation factor activity; translation initiation factor binding; metallopeptidase activity. Gene Ontology annotation, biological process: translational initiation. The record is from RefSeq and is a predicted model, not a curated record. The coding region runs from base 151 to 1029 and encodes 292 amino acids.